AUGGUGCGCACUCCUAGCAGAGAGAAGCUGCAGGUCAGGGUCCUCGCGCAGGGCGAGGACGGGGACAGGGUGACCACCAUCAAGAUGCGGCUGAGCAUGCCGUUUGAGAAGAUGAUGUCGGCCUGGUGUUCCCAGCACGGCGUCGAGCGCAGCGAGGCCCUCUUCCAGCGGAGCGACGGCACCAGCCACCCGUGGUCGCCCAGGCCGCCCGCCCGUCGGACGACGGCGGUCGUCGGCGGCGCUGUCGUCGGCGCCGGCUGCGUCGGCUGUGACCGCGGCACCAGCGUGCGGCCCUCCGACUCGCCGCUGGACUUGGGCCUGCGGGCGGCCGACGGGCCGCUGGUCCUCACCGCCGUGCCCGCCGCGCCCGCGGAUGGCGCGCCGCCGCCGCCCGCCGCCAGCGCGGGGCCCGCCGCCGGGCGGCGCGCCGCCGCGGGGCGCGUCUCCGCGCGAGGGUCCAGUCCUCCCGGUGUCCACGUCAUGGAGAACACCUGA
Molecule: messenger RNA, 495 nt
Organism: Prorocentrum cordatum
Lineage: Eukaryota; Dinophyceae; Prorocentrales; Prorocentraceae
Source: the annotation of a GenBank genome assembly